GCUCCACGAAUAUUCCAUACCACUCGAUGUGAACCCUGAAAGCCUCCUCCUCAAGUGGAGAAAGAGAUUUUCUAUUGACUCAUCGCUCUCUCUCUCUCUCUCAAUUUUUCUGAAGCCUCUGUUUUUAUCUUGUCCGCUUAAAAAAUAUAAUUAUACUCAGAUUGUUUUUUUUGCUCUUUUAUUAUAAUCAGCUCAAGUAAUUUAAUGGCAAAAUCCUUAUUCAGUUCAAAUCCAAAUCCAAAUCCAAAUGGGUUUAUGAGUUUGUUUCAAUUUAUUAUAUAUGUGCAGCUUUUAUUUUCACAAAAAAUCCCAUAUUAUUUUUCAGAUUCAUAGUAUACCUUGUUUCGUUUAUUAACGCUUUCUCAAUUAGCAAUAUUAAUAAUCCUCACAGCCGCCGGAGAUGGGGAAGCGUAAUAAUCAGCGUAAAAAUGUUGCGAUGUUGGAUAGUAGUGAUGAUAAUAGUAGCGUGAGUUCAUCAUCAACUGUCCGUUCUGAUCUUAUGUCGGUGUCUGGGAGCGACGAUGUUCAAGUUGAUAAAGAUAGUUUACUAGAACAAGCUCUAGAUGCUUUGUAUGAGAAGAGGGGUUCGACAAGAGAGAAAGCUUUGGCAGCGAUUAUUGAGGCUUUCAAUACCAAUUUGCAGCUCCAAUUUGUUGAGAAAAAAUUUGCUACUUUAUUGCAUCAAUGUCUUAAUUCCAUUAAAAAGGGGUCUAGCAAAGAGAUUGCUCUGGCAUGCCAUGCCAUUGGAUUGUUGGCUCUGACUGUUGGUUCUGGGGAUAAUGCACGUGAAAUUUUGGAAGAAUCAGUAGCUCCUAUUUCCCAAGCUCUUAAAUCUCAGUCUGAUUCCUUGAAGACUGAAUCGUUACUGGAGUGUUUGGCUUUUGUGACAUUUGUUGGUGCAAAUGAAACUGAGGAAACAGAACGAUCAAUGCAAAUCAUGUGGCAAUUGCUUCAUCAUAAACUAGGUUCUAAUGUAGUUGCUGUGAAAACUCCUGCCGUUGUAGUAACAGCAGUGGUGUCUGCUUGGGCAUUUCUCUUGACAACCAUGGAUGGAUGCUCCCUUAACUCCAAAGAUUGGCAAGAGUCCAUUUCUUAUCUCUCUACCCUGCUAGAUAAGGAUGAUAGAUCUGUACGCAUCUCUGCUGGUGAAGCACUAGCUUUAAUUUUUGAGACCGGAAGUAUAGAAAAGUUUGCUGCUGAAAAUAAAACACCACCUGAUGGCUCAGUUUUAGAAGGAAAUAAGUCUUGUGAAGGAUAUACACGUAUACUAGGUCUGAAAUCAAAAAUCCUAAAUCAAGUGAGAAGUCUUUCUGCCGAGGCUGGCGGAAAAGGUUCCACUAAGAAGGAUCUUAACAGCCAGAGGAACUUGUUCAAGGAUGUUUUGGAGUUUCUGGAGGAUGGCUACACUCCUGAAAUCUCAAUGAAGAUUGGUGGAGAUUCACUACAAACAUCAACAUGGUCUGAGCUUAUACAGUUGAACUUCUUGAAGCAUUUUCUUGGUGGUGGGUUUGUUAAGCACAUGCAGGAUAAUGAAUUCCUUCAUGAUGUCUUUGGGUUCACGCCAAAGAGAAAGCAUAUCCUUGGUGUUGAACAUCAAAUGUCAAGUGGUGAAAAGCAAAUAUAGCAAUCUCCACCUCCAGAGCCUUGAAAUAAUUCCCCCCUUACAAAUCUCUUGAAUUGAGGCACUGAUCAGCAGGUCCAAAAUGCAAAGCAUUCCUAGGAAAUCAUGGUGUAAAAAUGGUGGCUGGAAAAUAGACAAACAUUUACUUUUGCUGAUGACCACAUUCUUUGUGCCUGUUUUUUCUUUCAAGAUAUUGAUACAUUGCAUUCCUUGCUACAGAGGAUGUUCCGGUCUCCAAACUCAGUCCUCAAUAAAGCCAGGACCCAGUUUCUGAACAAGCAGCGGAUGCUAUCUAAGG
This is a messenger RNA of Populus nigra (black poplar), 1919 nucleotides long. RefSeq lists its product as uncharacterized. NCBI's taxonomy places the organism in Eukaryota, Viridiplantae, Streptophyta, Magnoliopsida, Malpighiales, Salicaceae. The coding region runs from base 401 to 1624 and encodes 407 amino acids. The transcript has 12 exons. The record is from RefSeq and is a predicted model, not a curated record.